This is a messenger RNA of Cyphellophora europaea CBS 101466, 1077 nucleotides long. RefSeq lists its product as uncharacterized. The coding region runs from base 1 to 1077 and encodes 358 amino acids. The record is from RefSeq and is a predicted model, not a curated record. The transcript has 2 exons. Gene Ontology annotation, cellular component: cytoplasm. Lineage: Eukaryota; Fungi; Ascomycota; Eurotiomycetes; Chaetothyriales; Cyphellophoraceae.
AUGCGUGCAGAAAAGGGCGAGCUCGACAUCUUCGCUGACCCAGCAGAUAAGAAGCCUCGGGAGAAGACUCACCGACGUCGCAACUCUGAGAGCUCGGUCCGUGAGAAGCCUACCAUGGAUCCCGAAGAAGAGAAAAAGCGACGCGAGAGGAAAUAUCGUGAAUCCAAGAAGAGCGGCAAACAGCAGAAACGUCUGGACGUGAUUGACAAGCUCGAUGUCACGUCCAUCUACGGUACUGGCUUGUUCCAUCAUGAUGGCCCGUUUGAUGCCUGCAACCCGCACAGAAACCGUAAGGGCUCUCGCAAGGCUCCUAUGCAUGCAUUUCCCGAAGACUCACUCAACAUGCGUUUGGGAGGAGCUGGUCCUCUUAAGAAGAAUAUCGACAUUGACCAAUUCCACGGCCGCCAUGCUGAAGGCUACAAUGACUACAAUGAGGCAGCCAUCGCUGAAGGAGAUGCCGAGCCUGUCGCACGCCCGCUGCCUGCACGAACCACAAGCUUCAACCCUACCGCUCGCGAUAUUGUGCAUGGUGCUGAAUCUGCUGGACUGGGUACAAGCACCUUCUUGGACGGCGCUCCGGCCAGCCGCAAGGCGAUUGAGGAGGGCGAGAAAGAGGCCUUUGAGCAGCAGCAACAAUUACAGCAGCAACAACAACUGUCGCGGAAGAAGAGCUUAGCCCAGCGCUUCCGGGCGAAUCGCUCCAAUACUCUGGAGGGCAAGAUUCCCGGUAGACGCGUUCAGUCUCCUGACGGAACCCCUAUUACUCCUCUUGAAUCCGCCAAGAGUGAUAACGGCAACAACCCUUUCUUCCAGAACUAUGACCAAGAAUAUGAGAAGAAAGGCGCAGCCAUCGCUUUCGCAGAGGCUGAGCAAAAGCCUGGUCGCGCCCGGGCUCCAAGUAGCCCGAGGAGAGACCUGCCCAACCCACUGGAGCGCUCUCGAACCGCGGACAGCGCGGCCAUGCAAGAUGAGCGCAAGUCUUCGACAGAAGCGAAGCCGAGCGGCGGCUUUCUCAGUCGCAUGAAGUCCUUGAAAGCUAAGAAGCCACGACCGGAACGGAGGGAAACCAGUGGUUGA